Molecule: messenger RNA, 1713 nt
Organism: Bactrocera oleae (olive fruit fly)
Lineage: Eukaryota; Metazoa; Arthropoda; Insecta; Diptera; Tephritidae
Product: brachyurin
Biological process (GO): proteolysis
Molecular function (GO): serine-type endopeptidase activity
Source: RefSeq, a predicted model, not a curated record
AACUGACAUCGAGCAAACGGUGCUCAGUCGAAAUGCGCAUGUGCAAUGUAACGGUUCGUAGUUGAAACAUAUAACUGGCGAUUUUAGCUGCGCGAAUUGUGUAAAAAUACAAACAUACAUAACCACACGCAUGCGCACAUUUGCAAGUGCAAGUCAAGUGUGGCAAGUGGCAAAUAAAACCUACUAACGCUGUACCUAGCGAAGUUCAAAUUCAAUUAUACUAUUUCGAUUUUUUUUUUGUUUUUUAUGAAAUGCAGUGAAGUAAAGCGCUAUAACAACAAAAAGUGUUGUAAUAGCGUUAUAAGCAAAAAGAAAGCAAGUCUAAUAAAGGUUACAGUGUGAAAACCUUUCGCUUCAUAGCGCAAAAAAAAAGUCAUAACAACAAUAAACUGAGCAUUUAAGUAAACAAUAAAAGCGGAAAUUAUAAAAUAAGUGAUGAUUUCACACACCAACAAAGUGCCAAUACUGCAACUGCUGCUGCUAACGAGCUUAUUGGAGCGCUACAACGCCACUAGCUGGCGGCAAGUGAAACCAAUGUAUCUGCUAUCCAUGUACGAGCCGUCCGAUGUUUAUUCUAAUGAGCCGACGGUUUUAAGUUUAGAAGCAGACACAGAUGCAGAGGACGAUAUGCGGUUGCAUCGCACGCCAGCGAUGGAUCGUAUUUUUGGCGGUAGUGUGGCACAACGUCACAGUUUUCCAUAUCAAGUCGGUUUGUUGCUGCAGCGACCCAAGGGACUAUACUGGUGCGGUGGUGCAUUGAUUUCGGAUGAAUAUGUUUUGACUGCGGCCCAUUGCGUGGAUAUGGCCAAGCGUGCUUUAGUGUUUCUAGGUGCGCAUGAGAUUAAAAACGCCGACGAAAUUGGUCAAGUGCGUAUUAUGGUUAAGCGUAAUAGUUUCAUCAUAUAUCCAACGUGGAAUCCGCGACGUCUCAAAGAUGACAUCGCUUUGGUGCGUUUGCCAGUGCCUAUCGCAUUUAAUGACCGCAUACAGCCGAUUCCGUUGCCGCGUCGUAGUUAUGAGUACCAGGACUUUGAAAAUAAAUUAGCCAUCGCUUCCGGCUGGGGACGCUACGCGAUGGGUGCGCAUGCUAUUAGUAACGUACUACGUUAUGUGAGGCUGCGCAUAAUCGAUGGUUGGACCUGUAAACGCAGUUUCCCACUUUCAUAUCAUAGUACGAAUAUCUGUACGAGCGGCAAGUAUGCGCGCUCCACAUGCAACGGCGAUUCUGGCGGUCCACUGGUUGUGCGUCGCAAACAUACCAAAAAACGUAUACUCGUCGGCCUCACAUCAUUCGGAAGUAUACAUGGCUGUAAUCUCGGCUAUCCGGCGGCAUUUACGAAAGUCGCUUCAUAUCUAGACUGGAUUAAUGAUGAGACCGGCAUUGAAUUGUGGCAUGAAUCAUCGAAUGCAAUAGUUUUCAAGAAAAUUUUAAAAGAUUAUGAGCGAAAGCAAUGCAGAGACCAUUAUCUAAAGGAGGACUUAACGUUGGAAGAUGAAGAAGAUUUGAGUUACAGCACCGAACAGAUACCCGAGUUUACACCAGCACGCCUGAAACGCCCAUCCAGGGUUGGGCGCACGUCGUAUACUUUAAGACCACCAAGGCAAAGAGUGCUUUAUCCGCCGCCAAGAAAUUAUCCAAAAUAUAUUUUUUUGUGAGAUAUUUAUUCGCUGCCAAUAAAGUAGUUUUCCAUAACACAUAUUCCAUAACAUUAA